This is a messenger RNA of Phycomyces blakesleeanus NRRL 1555(-), 870 nucleotides long. RefSeq lists its product as hypothetical. Gene Ontology annotation, biological process: inositol catabolic process. Gene Ontology annotation, molecular function: inositol oxygenase activity; iron ion binding. Gene Ontology annotation, cellular component: cytoplasm. Lineage: Eukaryota; Fungi; Mucoromycota; Mucoromycetes; Mucorales; Phycomycetaceae. The transcript has a single exon. The record is from RefSeq and is a predicted model, not a curated record. Bases 1 to 870 code for a protein of 289 amino acids.
AUGGUCCGUGUAGAACAUUCGCUAUCAGAGGCAUUCAAAGUGACAGAGGCGUGGGAGAGCUUUUUGCAAACAAAAUAUGGUGAGAAUACGUCUUCCAAAAGCACCGAAGCCUUUCGAGUUUACACCGAAGACGAAGAAACGACUGUAACCAAGUUCUACCGUGAGAACCACGAAAAACAGACCUUGGCGCAUGUCCUGGCCCAGAAACUAAAGUAUGGUACCCUCGACAAGGCCCAAAUGGGGGUCUGGGAGGCAUUGGAAUUCUUGAAUGGGCUUGUAGACGAAUCAGACCCUGACACUGCACUUCCGCAGAUGGUGCACGCCUUGCAAUCGGCCGAGGCAGCCCGUAGAGACGGUCGUCCCCGGUGGAUGAUCCUGGUUGCUCUGAUUCACGAUCUGGGUAAAUAUCUCUUUUUUAUGGGCGAGCCUCAGUGGACAGUCGUAGGAGACACUUUCCCAGUCGGUUGCCAGUACUCGGACAAGAUUGUCUAUCGUGCUUUUUUGAAUAACAACCCUGACCAUUGCCAUCCCGUCUAUUCGUCCAAGUACGGCAUAUAUUCACCCAAUUGUGGUCUCGACAAAGUCCAUCUUAGCUACGGCCACGAUGAAUACCUUUACCAGGUCUGCAAACCAUAUCUUCCCAAAGAAGCUCUUUAUUGUAUUCGAUACCAUUCAUUCUAUUCAUGUCACACGGAGGGAGAGUACAGCUGGCUGCUAAACGAAUUUGAUUUACAAAUGAUGCCCCACCUAAAGAUCUUCAAUCAGUAUGAUCUUUACUCUAAGGCUGAACAGCCUCCGGAUGAAAAGGCACUCAGGCCAUUCUACGAAGAGCUUAUAAAAGAAUACUUUCCCCCUUCUAUUGACUGGUAA